Stylonychia lemnae is the source of this 1842-nucleotide messenger RNA. NCBI's taxonomy places the organism in Eukaryota, Ciliophora, Spirotrichea, Sporadotrichida, Oxytrichidae. The record is from the annotation of a GenBank genome assembly.
AUGGUAAAGAAGAAGCAGACUGAAGAACAGAAGCAAGCAGCAUUCGCAGCAUGGCAAGCAUCAGAGGAGUACACCAAAAUCUUCAGCUUCUCUAAUGCUAGAAAUACCAUAAUGCCUAUUGAAAUGGGAACUAGAGACAUUAGUGACAAGUGGGAUCAGUUCUUGAAGGAGCUAUUCGAACUGAUGGUCUUCUUAAAAGUUCCUGGCAGGAAGGCUAAAUCUUAUGAACAGUAAUAUGUGAGAACAAUGUUCUUGGAGAAGUGCGAGAAGAAGUCUAUUGAUGGCACAACUUACGAUAUUACAAUGGGAUGUGGAGUCGAAAUUUGGAACUGUAAAUCAAAGAUCGUAGAAAUCUAUAACUACUUGGAUCCCAGUAUGAUGGAAAUGCAACUGACACAUGAGACCUACAUCAGUUGGAAAAAGGAACUUAUUAAAAUGCUCAAGGAAUGGGAUAAACUCUAUGUGAAACAUAUUAAAAGUGGUUACGUCGAAAUGAACGCAAUUCAUAUGCAAGCAAUGAAGCCUUUAACAAAUUUACUUGAAUCCAAUUUGAAUUUCCACUACUUGGAACUGAUCGAAAAAAAGAAAGACGUUCCUAGCUUUAGACAUGAUGCUUUAGAGCAGAAAUUUGAGGAGCACAUGACAAAGAUUUGUGAAAUUUUCUAUAACUUUGGAACUCUUAAGAAUAGUUUUGAUAUUAAGUAGAUGCUGCAUGUACUUAAAACAAAAGACUGGCCAAAUAUUCCACCUCUAUCCUUUUACUUCCAACCUCUCUAAGACGCUCUUAAUGACACUAGAAAUUGGCUUCUAAAGAUGAACGAAGAUGGUAUCCUAAGAUGCAAAUAUAUCAUUGAAGAUAACACUGAGCUUAUGGAUAAGACUAUUCUUAUGAUCUAGAAAGAUUUAAUCGCCUAAUGGCUUGGAGGAGAUGAGUUAAAGCAAGAUUAGUUCAAAUUCAUUUACAAGGUAACCAAAGUUAUCUUUGACUGUGCUCUAAGAGAUAAACUUGUUAAUAAUGAUCCUCAUGUGGUUGAUACAGUCAUUCCUCAAAUGGUGGCUUUCUAUUCGAUCCUAAAUAUUAAGCAUAUUCACGAUACUAAAGCUUUAGAAAAAAUAAAGGAAGAGGAAAAAGCAGAGAGGGAGGGCAGAAAGGUAACUUUUGGCUCAACCAAGGAAGAGGAAAAGAAAGGACCAUUAACUGAAGAGCAGAUAUAUAGAAGAAGAAUUGAGCAGCAACUCAAUUAAUCCACUACCUCUUAAUUCACAAGUGAAAUGCAAAAGCAAAGAGAACUUGAUAAAUAAGAAAAUGAAAAAUACGGAAGAAUGUGGAUUUGGGAUGGCUACAUCAACCCAGCUAAGAAGGAGCAGUUCUUAGCAUGUGCUGAGAAGUUGCGUCAUGUAAAUUCUCAUGUGGUUGAAGACAUUGAGGACUUCAUAUUGCUUUAAGGCUUUAAGGGAAUGAAACCCCUUGAUAUUAAGAAAACUAUAGAUUCAGAUUUGCAUAACAGAAGAAUGAAGAAGAAGAAUAGAACCAAGGAGGAUGAAGAAGAAGAGAAGAUCUAAGACCAAAGAAGAAACUUCCUUUAUCAAAUGAGACCCAAGUUCUGCUGGAAUUUCUUUGAUGAUUCAGAGGUAAAGAUCCCUCACUUGCUCAGAUAUAAUGCCAGUCCCAUGGAAUGCUAUGAGGAUGGAAGAGUUCAAAGCAUUUUAAAGGAUAUUUCUGAGAUUGGACAUCACUUGGCUAAAUAUGAGGAAGUAAAUUGGAAGAGGCUUAGAGACUCUACUCUUGAGAUUUUCAGGCACAUGGACAAGCAUGAGGGAGAUGAUGAUGAUAAAAAGUGA